Messenger RNA from Hyaloscypha bicolor E, 1869 nucleotides. Its product is annotated as TPR-like protein. Gene Ontology annotation, biological process: cell division. The transcript has 2 exons. NCBI's taxonomy places the organism in Eukaryota, Fungi, Ascomycota, Leotiomycetes, Helotiales, Hyaloscyphaceae. The record is from RefSeq and is a predicted model, not a curated record. Bases 1 to 1869 code for a protein of 622 amino acids. Gene Ontology annotation, molecular function: protein binding.
AUGGAGAAGUUCUUGAGGGACUGGCGCCAGGAUGCGCUGAAUAAACACCAGUACGACUCGGCCAUCUUCAUUGGAGACAAGCUGUUGGCGUUGACCCAAAACGACAAGGACGCAUUCUGGCUCGCGCAAGUCCAUUUCUCCACCGGCAACUACACUCGAGCCCAGAGCUUCCUCUCCAAGCAAGACCUCAUCGCUCGAAAUCCCUCCUGUCGCUACCUAGCUGGACACUGCUUCAUCAAGCAAAACAGAUUCGACGAAGCGCUCAAUGUGCUCGGCGAGAAGAAUCCCACCCACCUGAGCAACAACGCGAGCAACAGUCGAAGGAAACUCCAACACACAAGUGGACACGGAAGAGCAGCAUCACAUCAUGGCAAGGGGAUAUCCAGAGCAGACAACCAAGUGAGACGUGAGGAGGGCGCUCCGGAUGAAGCUGCAAACGUCCGUUUCGAGGCUGCGAUGUGUUUCUUGAGAGGACUUUGCUACGCCAAGCAAAACGCAUUCGAUCGCGCAAAGGAAUGCUACAAGGAUGCGGUCCGGAUAGAUGUACAAUGCUUCGAGGCAUUCGAACAACUCAUGAAGAAUUGUUUGAUGUCACCCGAUGAGGAAUGGGAAUUCUUGGACUCUCUGGACUUCGACGCCAUCUCGGUUACCGACGACGCCUCGUCCUCCCAAGAAGCCGCUGAGUUCACGAAGAUGCUGUACACAACUCGUUUGUCCAAGUACAAGAAUCCCACCGCUUUCACCACCGCAACCGAAACGCUCUCGACACACUACAAUCUUGCCACGAACCCAGAUCUCCUCCUUUCGAAAGCAGACCUUCUUUUCACACAAUGCAGAUUCAAAGAGGCCUUGGCGAUCACCAAUUCAAUUCUCCAGGAAGACAAAUACAACUUCAGUAUAUAUCCCCUUCAUCUUGCGUGCUUAUACGAACUUCAGCUCAAGAACGCUCUCUUUCUCAUCUCCCACGACUUGGCAGACAACCACCCGGAAGAACCAUGCACAUGGCUGGCGGUGGGUGUGUAUUACCUGGCUAUCAACAAAGUGGCAGAAGCCCGGCGAUAUUUCAGCAAGGCAAGCAUGAUGGAUCCACAUUUCGGGCCUGCGUGGAUUGGUUUUGCGCACACUUUCGCAGCUGAAGGAGAACAUGACCAAGCGAUAUCAGCAUACUCCACUGCUGCUCGACUUUUCAUGGGCACGCAUCUGCCACCCCUCUUCUUGGGCAUGCAAAACCACAUGCUGAACAACAUGACGCUUGCAGACGAGUUCCUCAAGACUGCUUACGGGCUGUGCAAAACUGAUCCGCUGCUCUUGAAUGAAAUGGGCGUUGUUUUCUAUCACCAAGAACGACUCGAAGAAGCUGUUGCCAUGUUCACUAAGGCUCUGGAGAUUGCUGAAGAGAUAGACAGCGACCCGUCGGCAUGGAUCUCGACUCGAGCGAACCUCGGACAUGCAUUUCGAAGGUUGCAGCAAUGGGAUCUGGCACUCUCGGAGUUUGACGAGGUUCUGAGGCAAGGAGGGAAAGACCCUUCGAUAUUUUGUGCCAAGGGGCUUGUUUUGAUGGAGCAGCGAAAACCCUUUGAAGCGGUGCAUGUGUUUCACGAGGCGCUGGCGAUAUCACCACAAGAUGCGAUCGCCACUGAAUUGCUGAACAAGGCUUUAGAGGAGACUGCUGGCAGUGGAGAGAAUGGGGUUGAUGAUCUCGAAGAUGAUGACGAGUUUGAAAGGGAUCUGACGAUGAAGAAGGCCGAGGCUAGCCGGUACCUCGCGAGCAAGAGAGCUGGCAAAGGGAAGGAGAAGUUCAGGCCGAGGAUGAGCAGUGGCAUUGGUUUAGACGGAAACAGCCUCAUGGAGUUGAGCGACGAUGAUUGA